UAUUCGUAUAAAAACAAAGAAUACGACUUGUCCUUUGCACGUUACAAUAAUACGAUGGUAAAACGCAACGGUAAUAAGAUAUGAGAAUAUGCAAGAAGUGAAUACGCAAGAAGUUGAAUACCUUUAAAUGUCUGUUUCAAACAUUGUUUUAUAUUCGAUCUAAAUGUAUAUUUAAAAACGUAAGUAAUGUGUGCUACUUUUUCAUGAAAAUUAAUUAUUAAUUAUUAAAUAGUGAAUACGUAAAAGAUCAAUAAACAUGUACGAACCGCUGUAUAUUGAUACCACUGUAACGUGUCCUUAUAAUGAAAACCAUCGAAUUGCUAGAUCACGUAUUCAAAGGCAUAUCGUCAAGUGUGAAAAGAAUUAUCCUAAUGAUUAUAAAGUGAUCUGUCCGUAUAACGCGACACAUCGUUUGUUUAAACAUGAAAUGAUGGAACACAUUAUUACAUGCCCAAUGCGGAAACUGAUUGAUCCUGAAUUAUAUCAACGAACUGGAAAUCGUGCAUUGUUGAAGAAUAAGUUGCAAUGUGAUAUAACAAGCUUAAUUGAUUGUAACGAAAGUUGGGACACAGAACUUGAAUUUAAUUCGAUAUCUCAUAUAAAGAGAAAUCUUCAUUUUGAUAAAAGAAAAUAUAACACAGAAGAUUAUAAGGAUUUGAGACGUCCACGUGGAUUUUCAGAAGUUAUGUUAAUUGAUGUAGAUGAGGAAGCAAAUGUUGAAGAUAUGGAAUCAAUAACAAGUUCUAUGGGAAUGGGAAGAGGCAAAAUCAGCACAAAUAAAAAUUAUUUGAUACAGAAAAUUGGGCUAGGAAGAGGAAAGAUUUUACAUUGAAAAUUCUAUUUUAAAGUACUUGGAAAUAUAUAAAAGAUAUACAUAAUAGAGCCUUCAUAUUAUGCAUAUUAUAGAAUAUCCAUAUUAAUAGAAAGACAAAAAUUAUUGGAUAAGAGAAUUUUUAAGUAAUAGAACAAAAGCUUUUUUCUUAUAUUGAACUUUAUUCAAAUAAAAAUCAACAUAAUUGACACCUUGUUUCAACAUUCAAAGAGCCAAAAUAACUGGUCAAAACUGUUCAGAUAACAGAAUUUUUAGAUAAUAAAAUAUUUGGAUAUUAGAGUAUUUGGAGGCUCUACUGUAUACAUAUGCUACAUAAACAGAAAAUAUAUAAAAACAAAAAUAUUCUA
Messenger RNA from Vespula pensylvanica (western yellowjacket), 1179 nucleotides. RefSeq names its product gametocyte-specific factor 1-like. The transcript is spliced from 4 exons. The coding region runs from base 257 to 832 and encodes 191 amino acids. NCBI's taxonomy places the organism in Eukaryota, Metazoa, Arthropoda, Insecta, Hymenoptera, Vespidae. The record is from RefSeq and is a predicted model, not a curated record.